Molecule: messenger RNA, 1975 nt
Organism: Homarus americanus (American lobster)
Lineage: Eukaryota; Metazoa; Arthropoda; Malacostraca; Decapoda; Nephropidae
Exons: 5
Coding region: 118-1806 (562 amino acids)
Source: RefSeq, a predicted model, not a curated record
UUAACCCUUUGAGUGGCAGUGGUUACUCUCAGCUGAAUAAAAUCUUCUGGCGUCAACCAGAAUAUAAUACCUAAGUGGGACACUGCCCUUUAAACGGUUAACCCCUGCUCGAGGAAGAUGGUCUUUGUGCUACGAUCAAAUCUUAUACAAAAGUGUUGUAAUAAAAAAAGUGUUACAGCGUCAGUAAUAAUUUUCGUUUUGUUGGUGAGCGUUUACCAAGAGGAUAAUGUUAAGGAGAGUGACAAGGAUGAUGACAUAUAUAGUGAUGAGGCUGGUGAGCAGAGGAGAGGACCACUUGUUUACCGUGGAGAAACAGGCCAGACAGGUGUGUCAGUUAACAGGUGUCGCUCCCUCUUCACCAUCACUGGGGUGCCAGAUGAAAAAACACUUUUCGCUGCUGACCUGCUACAAUAUCCUGCAGACAACAGCAACUUGACGAGCGACAGAUGGAUGCCGCUACACCCUCGGGUGGACCAACACCUGUCAGCGGCUGUCAAAGGGGUGAGACACCUGCUGCAGAAGAGGUCGUCGUCGUCUGGAGCUUCCACCGAGGAUUACCGCAGUCUGGCGGAGCUGCUUCCUACACUCUUAACCUUUCAACACCACACUAACAAGAGUCAAGAGGAUGACCACGGGAAGGAAGGUCAAACACCCAUCCUCCGCCUCAACAGUAGGAUUGAUGCCAACGGCGGAGUGUUGCCCUACGUGCCCUGUGCCAUAGUGCCCUUUGAUCACCCGCACUCCGUCACCGCCUGCUUCGCCCAUAGACUCAAGAACAAGAAUUCCCUCUGGAUCGCAUUCCUGGGCGACUCAAAAAUCAGGGCAUUGUUUUAUGAGUUUCUUCAGAGAACCGACAGUGAAUAUCGGUACCUCAUCCACCUUCUGAACACAACCAUGAGCUACGAGGAGAUGAGGAGGACCACCUUUAAGCUACUCACCGACAUGGAGGCCACCACACCUGUACACCCGCGCCUCCGUGUCUCCUUCAAUUUCAGGACAUUCAUGGAGGUAACGCCGUCCAAGGUUCAGGAGACCAAGGAACUGAGACAACUAAGUCGGUGGGCCAAGGGGGAGGACCCGCUCCCUCACAUCCUUAUAAUAGGUAACACAACAACCGCCACAACACCUCCACUGCAAGCAGUUAGCUACACGUCGUUGAUGAUACUACAUAUGAUGAUGAUGAAUUACACCGCUGACGUGCUGGAGGUCAUGAGAGAGAUGCAUCAACAGGUCGUCCCUCUCCUACACCAGAUCGCUCAGAGGACGCGGGUGUUGGUGGUGUCUCAGGGUCGCUACAGGGAGCACAGUUUUUCUGGAGCAAUCUACAACAAGGCGUCAAUCUUAGGGGAUGCCACCUUCGACUGGAGCGAGAUGCUGUUCCAGUAUUAUCUCCGUCAGUAUAAAGACCACCACCUUUCUCCUGCCACGCCCCACGUCUCCUACACCUUUCCAACACCAAUCACUGGGUCUCUAAAACAACACUCCCCCAACCCCCAGGGUCCCAUACCCAACACUGUAAGACCACAAACUACCAGGACCAGCAAAGACUAUUUGGACGCUAGAGUGACUGGUGGUGGAGUGUGGUGGUGGGACACUGGUGUGCCGCUUAACCUGGCGGGGAUCAGCGAGUGUGAAGAACUGUACCGUCGAGGGCUGGUGGACAGCUCCGUGUACACCAGUGAACACCUCAGGUGUACAGACGACCAUCACGUAGGAGAGGACGUGCUGUCUGACCAAAUCACCAUGCUAUUUAACCUUAUGUGUAACUCUAUCAUGCAGCCACAUACGAAUGUUUGUUGUCACUGAAGAGGUAUUCCAUCUUGGUCAUAGCCUCACGCUGCACUGCCUGCCUCCGUUACUGACUCAAAUUGACGCAGAUAAUGAUUAACAAAUGUUAUCACUGUUCCAAAGAAAAUUAUUUACUUUUAUACAAGUAAAAAAAUGUAUUGUAAAAACUUAGGAUGAAGCUAAUAAA